Molecule: messenger RNA, 2018 nt
Organism: Rosa chinensis
Lineage: Eukaryota; Viridiplantae; Streptophyta; Magnoliopsida; Rosales; Rosaceae
Product: F-box/LRR-repeat protein 12
Exons: 2
Coding region: 576-1760 (394 amino acids)
Biological process (GO): SCF-dependent proteasomal ubiquitin-dependent protein catabolic process
Cellular component (GO): SCF ubiquitin ligase complex
Molecular function (GO): protein binding
Source: RefSeq, a predicted model, not a curated record
CCUCUAAUAACCUCGUAGUUGUCAUCUCCCAGUUUCAUUUGCCAAAAUCCCUUGACGAGGCACGAUCAAAGCCUAACGAAUAUCCCAAAGACAAGACAGUUUGUCAACAUUUACAUCAUUAUUGGGAUCCAUGAAUUCGAUUUAACCCUGGAUGAGUGAGGAUGUCCCAACCUGCUCCUGAGGUGUCCUACAGAAAAAUUGAUUUAUUUUUUGAAUCCCUUACAGUUGUGGAUCUUGUGGAUACCCUUUGCAUUUGUCAUCUGCAAAUCGUACUGCAUCUGGUUCUGGGAUAGGCUCUGACUAUCAGAAAUCUGUCAAGAAAGGUUUUAUUUCCUUCCUUACGGUUGAUCUAAGUCGGUUCACGCAGGUUGAUGAGGUAAACUGUUUUCCCGUCUCUUGGGGUCGCUAUCGAUCAAAGACUAAGCUCCUUUGCCGCAAAUGUGGAGUUCAUAUUGGUUAUGGAUAUGGAGACUCAUCUGUUCUUUGUGGUUUUGACUCUCCCACCUUGUCUACUUCAGCUUAUAGAAAGUUCACUGUGAGAAUUCGAGCUUUACAGCCCUCUGAAGAGUGCUAAAAUGCAGCAAACUACUUGUAACUCUAGUACUAAUGCUCUUACUUCCAUUAUGGACUUGCCUGAUGAUUGUCUCUUCUUUAUUUUCCACCGCCUUGAUUCUUCCUCUGACCGUGAAUCCUUUGGCUUGACUUGUCAUCGCUGUCUUCGUAUUCAAAAUCUUAGCCGCCGGUCCUUGCACUUUGAGUGUUCAUUUAGGCAACUUGACAAACCCUCAUCAUCACAUUCCAACAUUACCAUUAACAGCUCCCAUGUCCAUAGGCUGCUUACUCGCUUUCAGCAUUUGCGCUCAUUGACCCUAUCUGGUUGCACACACUUACCUGAUUCAAGCUUGAGCCAUUUGGCAAGCUAUGGUUCAAAGUUGCACACACUUCACCUGGAUUGCUGUUUUGGUAUUACUGAUCAUGGGUUGUCUGUGGUAGCUACUAGUUGCCCCUCAUUACAAGUCAUCAGCCUUUAUCGCUGCCAAAUUACUGAUUCUGGGCUAGAAAGUUUGUCUAAUUCUUGCUCAACUUUGAAGGAUGUGAAUCUCUUGUACUGCCAUGCUAUUUCUGACUCUGGUUUAAGGGCUCUUUCACAGAGGUGUCGCCAGCUUCAGGCAGUUAGGAUAUCAAAUUGUAAGGGUGCCACUGGUAUUGGCUUUCAAGGUUGUUCCUCGACUUUAGCUUAUGUAGAAGCUGAAUCUUGCAAGCUUGCGCCAGAGGGCAUUUCGGGAAUCGUCAGUGGAGGUGGGAUUGAAUAUUUGAACCUAUCUGGUUUGAUUUGGCGUAGUGGUGGAACUGGUUUGGGAACAAUUGGAAGAGGGUUCGCCCUUAGGCUUAGGAUUCUUAACCUCCGGAUGUGUAGAACCGUUGGCGAUGAGUCUAUUGUAGCAAUUGCGGAAGGUUGUCCACUACUUGAAGAAUGGAACUUAGCACUGUGUCAUGAGGUCAGGAUAGUUGGGUGGUCUUCUAUUGGGACAAACUGCCAAAAGUUGGAAAAACUUCAUGUGAAUCGGUGUCGCAAUCUAUGUGAUCGUGGCUUGGAGGCAUUGCGAAAUGGUUGCAAGCAGCUCUCUGUUCUGUACAUGAAUGGUUGUGUUAAGAUUACAUCUACAGCACUAGAGAUAUUCAAAUGUUAUAGGGGUGAUGUUACUGUCGAGGUAGAAGAAAAGAUGUGUAUAGGGCCUAGCUGGUCAUUAUGUGUAUGAUUUAUUUGACAUGAAAAUGUCAAUAUUCUCAAGACUUGCUUGAACAUGUGUCUUUGAGCUAGUGCUUUGGUGAUCAACACGACCUGAGAUUUUCACUUUACUUGCGCUGAUGAUUGAUGAAAGCAAUAAGAGGGUGUUUGGUCUGAUGAUCAGUAUUUUGAUUCUUUGUACUUUUAUUUUUCUUGGAUAUCUACUAGGAAGACUAAUCCCUAUAAAUCAUCUGAUUCUCAAUAACAAGAUCCAAAAGCUAUGAGCUCA